UUCCCCAUUUUUGUUCUUCUUUUCAGGCAUGUGUGAUUUAGAUCAUGGGACUGCUGGUUGUAUUUCACAACACGUCCAGACCUCAAAGCCCAAACCAGCAUCCAGUUGUUAAAUAGAGAUGAGUUCGUUUCAACUGGACUUGCUGCUUUUCUUAAAACUGAUCAGCCUAGUUUCAGGGCUGCAGUUUUCAACGUCUCCCCUUUCCCAGGUGCCUUUCCUCACAGUGUGGAACGCCCCUACUGCCAGCUGUCUCUCUCAAUAUGAUGUGGAUCUCGACCUGGGCACGUUCAGCAUCACCCAGAACCAGAACCAAACUUUCAUGGGUGAAAACAUAACCAUCUUUUACGCCGAAAAGCUUGGUCUGUAUCCCAGAUAUUCCAGCCAAAUGGAGGCUGUGAAUGGCGGGGUGCCACAAAACGCCAGUCUUGAUGAACACCUCAGAGCCGCCUCUGAUGAUAUCCGCACCGAUAUCCCUGACAGGGAUUUCCAGGGCCUGGCUGUGGUGGACUGGGAGAGCUGGAGACCUGUAUGGGAGAGAAACUGGGACAGUAAGCAGGUGUACUGGGAGGCAUCAAAAGAGCUAGUGAGAUCCAUGCAUCCAGACUGGAGACCUGCACAGGUAAACGCUGAAGCACGGCUGGAGUUUGAGACAGCUGGGAGGAAAUUCAUGGAGGAGACACUGAAACUGGGGCAAGAGGAAAGACCAAAUGGGCUGUGGGGUUUUUAUGGUUUUCCCAACUGCUACAACUACUACAGUAAAGAAAGCACAAACUACACAGGGGAAUGUCCCGCUAUUGAGUUAAAGAGGAACGACGAGUUGACCUGGUUGUGGAACGUCUCCUCUGCUCUUUAUCCUGACAUCUACCUCAGCCUCAACCUGCGACACCUUGACAAAGAAGUGCUCCUCUUCGUUCAACACCGCAUCCUGGAGGGCAUGAGAGCAGCUCAGCUGAAUCUAUUGACACCGCCCGUGUACCCAUACGCUCGCAUCGUCUACACAUACACAUUAGACUUCCUCUCCCAGGAACAUCUGGUCUACACCAUCGGAGAGAGUGCUGCUUUAGGAUCUGCAGGGGUAGUGCUUUGGGGAGACCAUGGCUUCUCCAAAUCUAAGGCCACUUGUGAUGCUGUCAAAUCCUACAUCGACGAGACUCUAGGUUUUUACCUGGUGAACGUGACGUCAGCAGCCACUCUUUGCAGCCGGACCUUGUGUUCCUCACAGGGAAGGUGCCAGAGGAAGAACCUGAAAUCGAGGGCCUACCUCCACCUCGACCCUGUCGGGUGGAAGGUGGUGUCUGAGGAGAAACCAGAGGGGGGGAAAAACUAUAUAGUUUCAGGACAGAUGAGAACACAUGAGGUGACUCGCAUGAAGACUGAGUUUCGGUGCAAGUGUUACCAUGGGUGGACUGGUGAGAGCUGCUCCAAACCAGUUCCAGCAUAAAAGGGUGACAGUAUGGGUUUAAUAAAUAGUGGUAAGGUUUGUGUGAAGUGUGAAAAUGAACCACUCCAGUGGUCGACUGGGGCUUGUUUGGCCCAGAGGUAGUUAUCUGCAUGAGUGCAAGCGGCCUCGUGUGAAUAGAAAUGUCCACAUCUUUGACCGGUGUGUUUUCUUAAUGAAUUACCUCUGUAGUGUUCCUUAAUUUAUACGGGAGAUAAUGUUGCAGUUACAUUUAACAAUGUAUGCAGACUAAUCUUUACACACCAGUGAUGUCUUAUAGUAAAUGAUGAAUGUGUUGUUUAAUGGCAUGAAAUAUUUUUGCCAUUUGAGAUUUAGAAAUGAGCUCUUAACACUCUUAAAUUCACCCUCCAGUCAAAAUUGUGUUUCACUUACUGCCACUUCAUAUGGAUGUUUGAGCUUCGCUGUGCAGAAUGAAUAAUGAUGGUGUUUGUUUGCAUGAUUUCCACAUGGAGGAAGGUUUCUCUGCUCACCUUAAACCUGAAUUUAGGAUGUGUACAUAGGAGCUGAUUUUGGGAUAUCACAUCUAAUUUGGAGGAUAAUUGCUAUUUUUGAAAUGAACAAUUAUCACUCAAUCAUAUAAUUCUGGAGUUUGCAAUGAGGUAGAAGGAGUAGGUGUCCGUUUAGAGUUUUUAAGCAAAUAAUUUCAAAUGUAUUCAUUUAGAAUAAUAAAGAGUAUUUUUCUGUCUUAAAACGCGUCUAAAGGAUGACUUUAAUGAUACGUUUUCAAGUAAAUGCCACUUAAUUAACUUGUGUACUGUACCUGAGUAUAAUUUCCUUGUUCUUAGUUAACUUGAGUAUGACUGCAUUUUGCUGGAGAUAUUGUGCUUUUUAAUCCACUACAUUUAUUUGACAGUUAAAGUUACUUCACAGAUUUCUUUCAGGUUUCAGCUUUUUCCACACAAACCAUAUGAUCAGCUAACAAAAUAUGAUGUAUUGAACAAAGUUGGCAAUUAAAAUUGGCCCUAAAUUGAUUAAACACAGAAAGCUA
Larimichthys crocea (large yellow croaker) is the source of this 2447-nucleotide messenger RNA. RefSeq names its product hyaluronidase 1 (gene hyal1). Bases 119 to 1441 code for a protein of 440 amino acids. Gene Ontology annotation, cellular component: cytoplasmic vesicle. Lineage: Eukaryota; Metazoa; Chordata; Actinopteri; Sciaenidae. The transcript is spliced from 4 exons. Gene Ontology annotation, biological process: hyaluronan catabolic process; carbohydrate metabolic process. Gene Ontology annotation, molecular function: hyalurononglucosaminidase activity. The record is from RefSeq and is a predicted model, not a curated record.